Silurus meridionalis is the source of this 1952-nucleotide messenger RNA. RefSeq names its product mitochondrial fission regulator 2 (gene mtfr2). The transcript has 8 exons. The coding region runs from base 233 to 1312 and encodes 359 amino acids. Gene Ontology annotation, cellular component: mitochondrion. Gene Ontology annotation, biological process: aerobic respiration; mitochondrial fission. The record is from RefSeq and is a predicted model, not a curated record. Lineage: Eukaryota; Metazoa; Chordata; Actinopteri; Siluriformes; Siluridae.
CAAUCAGAUGCGGCUUUGCUCGACACGGCGUUAUUUGAGUUGUUCGGACAGUAAGUGCACGCGUGAGGAAGUUGGAGAGGAUUCUGCCAUGGCGUGUAUCUGAUCCUCCCUCAUCGCAUCGUGUAGCGGAACCAAUACCGCUGCAGUGUUUCCAUUUCGGUCGUGAUCACGUCAGAAAUCCUGCUGACGCUUUUACUCAGCUUUGCACUAACAACAGAAGCUCCCAGGCAUCAUGUCUUUGCUUGAUGACCUCGUCUAUUUGUUGAGAUACGUCUUGGAAUAUUUUGGGGUUCCCCAAGAAAUGCUGGUUCCGGUUUGGGAAAGCCCUCUGCGUGGACAGUAUCGCAGCAUUGUCCGUAUGAUCGGCUCGAAUCUCCCCCUCACACCAUCUCCUCGGCUUCAUAUCCAGGUUCCUUUACAGACGAUCAAGACACAGGGUCAUGUUGAAGUGGAUACUCCUGGCAUUCCGUCUCUUGCGGAUGCAUUAUGGAUGGCUGAGGACGAAGGAGAUGUUUGCACCAGGUUCAGGAAUUCUGUCCCAAUGAGGAAACAAGGUUGGCCACAUGACUUAAAACCCUCAGCAGGUUUAUGUGUACGACUCGCUCCUGCAGCGCAGAAAAUGCACACAACGCAGGCAUCAAACACGCAACCGGAGGCUCUCAAGAAGAUCCAUGCCCUGGAGGCUGAGUUACUGAAACUCCGAGCUCAGAUUGCGCUGAUCGUCACCACGCCAACAGUGGACAGUCCAAUGACGGACAAUCCCACCACUCCAUGUUCAAGUUUUCAUGCUCCUGUUCUUACCUCGACUCCUUUCACCGCACUUCCACCUCCUCCACCGCCACCUCCACCACCUCCUCCACCCCUUCCUCCUUCUCCUGCGCUCGGCUCAGACCAGUUCUCUGUAACUGAUAUGAUUAGACAGAGGCAGGGAGCCAGGAAGGAGAAGGUUGGGGUAUGUAAGGCCUCACCAGCUGCAGUUCCUUCCAUGCUGGACGUCCUGAAGGAUAUGAACCAGAUUAAACUUCGUAAUAUAGAGAGGUCUCCAGGAGGGACACCUGUACGGAAAAGGAGGAGUAAAGGGACAGCGUGUGUGUCGGACCCCGCAGCUCUUAUUGCUGAAGCGUUGAAGAGGAAGUUUGCACACAGGCAGCGAGACGACUCGUUUGAUAAGGAGAACCGCUCAGCCGAGCCCUCGCCCUUCAGCAGCCCCGAUACGCCUCGAGUUCCAAUCUUCAAGCGACGCAGCCAGGGGCGAAACCAUUCGUCACCUUUUACCCGUGGGUCAGACAGGAAACCAUGUGAUGGAAAGUAGUCUGCCGAAAGAGGCUUUGAAGAUUUUUCUCUCUCUCACUUUCUUUCAGCCCCCGCAGUUUAUGGUACUUUUCUUCCUUAGAAGGACAAAUGAGCUGCCCUUCCCCCCCCCCCCACCAACCCCUUUUUUUAAAUAAAUUUCUGCAGUUCUUGCACUGAGUUUUGCUUGUUCAAUGUGAAUACGAGGGUGGAUGGUGACACUUCUGAGUUUACGUCAAAUCUAUACCUCAUGGACCUCUGUUUUGCAACGUGUCCGAUUUGUUAUUUUUUUUAAAUUGCCUGUUUUUGUUUUGGUUGUUGUCGUGUGUGUUUGCACUGCUUGAACUGUGUUUUCAGAACAGCAAUAAUUCAAAUACUCCUUUUUCUGCAAUGUGACUUUUUCCUCAGAUUUUACAAACAUUUAGAAAGUAUCAAGUAUGUCAUUUUUUCAAUGUAUGUGAAUGUACGUAUGUGCAUGUCGGUGAACACGCGGCGGCAGGUAUUUUGCAUCCAAACACUUCGGGAAAAGCAAAACUAUAUUCUCCAUCAUGUAGAAUAGUUGCAAUCGUUAGUACCUUUCACCCGUUUCAUUACAGCUAUACAGCUUUUCCGCAAUGACCUUGUUUCCAAAAUGAACGAAAAGAAAUAAACAAGUUCUCUCA